Molecule: messenger RNA, 4338 nt
Organism: Onychomys torridus (southern grasshopper mouse)
Lineage: Eukaryota; Metazoa; Chordata; Mammalia; Rodentia; Cricetidae
Gene: Sox8
Product: SRY-box transcription factor 8
Exons: 5
Coding region: 1519-2910 (463 amino acids)
Biological process (GO): negative regulation of transcription by RNA polymerase II; enteric nervous system development; neural crest cell development
Cellular component (GO): nucleus
Molecular function (GO): DNA-binding transcription factor activity, RNA polymerase II-specific; RNA polymerase II cis-regulatory region sequence-specific DNA binding
Source: RefSeq, a predicted model, not a curated record
UAGUUGGCUCCUGUGUCCUAGCUCCCUGAAGCCUCCUGCACAGUGGCUAAGAUGGGUAUGGGGACAGGGCACACUGCCCGCCGCUAGCUGGCAGCUCUCCCAGCAGCUGCGGAACGGUUUCACAGAGGAAUGAGCCCCCUGUCAGCACCUCGUCCAGCUGUCCCCAGGCACCCCAGCCCAGCAGUCCCCACUGUCUCGGGGCUAUUGUCCCUGACAUGCAGGCGCAGCUGUCUCUGGCUCCCCAAGAACCCAGCUUGGGCUGAAUAUAAUUGUGCACCCUUCAUUUACCCCAAUUUUUCAUGUCUUGAAGUCUGCUUGUGGAAGCGGUGCAGGUUCCACAUCUGUUGCCUUCUCCUAGAAGAGUGGUCACUUGGGCUGGUCCCCCCCCCCCCCCCCCCGACACACACACCCGUGACUGUCCACUGGCCAAAACCCGUCAGAGACCAGCAGGUGCGGCAGGGAGCAGGUGCCAUGCCAUUUGCUGGCUGGACUGAGGCUGUGACUCACAAGUGGCUGUUCUCUUGGCUGCUGUACCUCUUCUACUGCACCCUCAGAUCCCCUGAACCCCCGGGAGAUGAGGCCUUGAGUGCCAGCAGCAGCUGUGAUUUCAAGGGUUUUGCUUAGUAAAAUUGCAACAGUGGACACCAUGGGCAGGAAGCUUUGCUGGAUCCAAGAAGUGGAGCUUGGGAGGAUGAACACGGGAACCAAGCGCCGAGGCGAAGUAGCCCGGCGUGGCCUCCGCCUCCGCCAGACCACCCAGGCCCGCCCGCCAGGGCCUCCGCGCCCCCGCCGCAGGUCAUACCCGGAAGGACCUGGGCCCCCGCGUCCGGCCGGGCCAUCCGCAGACCGCCCUAGGGACUCAGCAGCCGCGGCCUGCGCAGCCCCGCCCAGCGCCUCCGUCCUCCCACCUUUGUCCGGCCCCGGGGUCCUCCAGCUCACCUAGGUGCAUGAGUUACCAGGGUCACCUGGUGGCUCCUGUCAUUGCGCCACCCUCAGGGCAGAACCCAGAUUUGUUUGAAAUAGCGGAUUCGAGCCUCACAGUGGAGGGAGGGAUGUUGGACUCAGGAACCCUGUGGAUUAGCAUCCUCGCCAGCCGCCCGAAAGUCGAGCCACGCUGCAGAGAACCCGGCGCUGGGUAGUCGGUCACCCUUAGCCUCUGACCCUGCCUCAAUCGAGGGAUCAGGCUGCGGGGCGCCUGGCCCACGUGGUGCGGAGGGCGGGGCGGGGUCCACUUCCUAAGAUUAGGGGCGGGGUACCCAAGCUCCGCCUCGAAGAGGGCGCGCCUGCCAACCCGGGCCGGGAGGGGCGGGGCUUCGGUCAAGGUUUAAAGAAACUUGUUGCGGGUCCCAGAACUGAGACUGAGCUGCAGCGGCGGAUGAGUGGCAGCUGGGCGCCUGCGGCGGGGACAAAGAUUGGGUCCUGCGUGGCAGCCUUGGAUUCCAGAGUGUCGGUCCACAGCGUGACCUGGCGCGACCACUGCGUCCAUCCCCACUGAGCACCCCUCCGCGAGUGGCCCCGAUGCUGGACAUGAGUGAGGCCCGCGCCCAGCCGCCCUGCAGCCCGUCCGGCACCGCUAGCUCCAUGUCACACGUGGAGGAUUCAGAUUCCGACGCGCCGCCGUCGCCCGCGGGAUCGGAGGGCCUGGGCCGCGCGGGGGGCGGCGGCCGAGGGGACUCUGCUGAGACAGCAGACGAACGCUUUCCAGCCUGCAUCCGUGAUGCCGUGUCACAGGUGCUUAAGGGCUAUGACUGGAGUCUGGUGCCUAUGCCCGUGCGCGGCGGCGGUGGCGGCACGCUCAAGGCCAAGCCACACGUGAAGCGGCCCAUGAACGCCUUCAUGGUGUGGGCGCAGGCGGCGCGCCGCAAGCUGGCCGACCAGUACCCGCAUCUCCAUAACGCAGAGCUCAGCAAGACCCUGGGCAAGCUGUGGCGCUUGCUGAGUGAAAGUGAGAAGCGUCCUUUCGUGGAGGAGGCUGAGAGGCUCCGCGUCCAACACAAGAAAGACCACCCAGAUUACAAAUACCAGCCACGACGAAGAAAGAGUGUGAAGGCUGGCCGGAGUGACUCGGACUCUGGCACGGAACUGGGCCACCACCCUGGUGGUCCCAUGUACAAAACUGACGUAGUCCUCAGCGACGCACACCACCACAGUGACCACACAGGCCAGACCCAUGGGCCGCCCACCCCACCCACUACCCCCAAGACAGACCUGCAUCAGGCCAGCAGUGGAGGCAAGCAAGAGCUAAGGCUGGAGGGGCGCCGCCUGGUGGACAGCGGGCGCCAGAACAUCGACUUCAGCAAUGUGGACAUCUCCGAGCUCAGCAGCGAGGUUAUCAGUAACAUGGAUACCUUUGAUGUCCACGAGUUUGACCAGUACUUGCCCCUCAAUGGCCACUCAGCCCUGCCCACAGAGCCCAGCCAGGCCACUGCCUCUGGGUCCUAUGGGGGCACCUCCUACUCCCACUCUGGGGCAACUGGCAUAGGAGCAUCCCCUGUGUGGGCCCACAAGGGAGCUCCCUCGGCCUCAGCCUCGCCCACAGAGGCAGGACCCCUUCGGCCACAUAUCAAGACAGAGCAGCUGAGCCCCACCCACUACAACGACCAGUCACACGGCUCACCUGGCCGCGCUGACUAUGGCUCCUACAGUGCCCAGGCCAGCGUCACCACAGCUGCCUCUGCCACGGCUGCCAGCUCCUUCGCCAGUGCGCAGUGUGACUACACUGACCUCCAGGCUUCCAACUACUACAGCCCCUACCCUGGCUACCCACCCAGCCUCUACCAGUACCCUUACUUUCACUCCUCCCGACGACCCUAUGCCUCACCACUGCUCAAUGGGCUCUCCAUGCCACCUGCACACAGCCCCAGCAGCAACUGGGACCAGCCUGUGUACACCACCCUGACCCGGCCCUGAGGCUGCUGCAUCCCGGGGGGACUCAGUGCUCACAAAGUAUAGCCAGGUCUUUGAGGUCUUCUGGAAGUGGACUUGGUAGAGGGUGAAAGCAGCCAGCACCGCCUCGCUCCGUCAAGUGCCUGCUGAACCUGCAGGAAGCCAGGCUUUGUCUCCCUGUGUCCCUUUGCCUCUGGAUAUCCAAACUUCUGCCAGGGGACAGAGCUCUCUUUUCCUCCACUUCUCUCUCUCUGAGGUAACUGGUGAUUUCCAAAACAGCCAUUCUGUCAUUCUCCGGUUGGAUGAGUGGGUACCAGCUCCUGGAUCUUCCAUCUCAGUAGAAGAGAAGAUGGCCACAGCUAAGGACAAAGGAGAGAAGGGGCCUCGGGUCCUUACCAGCCCAGCCAAGAACUCCCUGGGUUCGAGGGAUGUUGUUCCCAUGGUGAAAGCACAUCUGUGAACGCUCGGGAUACAUCCACUCGGGGCAUCUCUUGGGACCGAUGUGAGAUCAAGGGUUUCUCAUUACCACAGUUCUGCCCAGCAAGGUUUGGCUGAGACAAACACUUCUCGUGUUUAUUUUUAUUUUUUUGUAAUUUUUAUUUUUAAGGCUUAAACAUGUCUGUUUUGAAAGCUGUUGAAGAUGUAUUUAUGUUCUGUGUUAUUUUAUCUUUAAUUAAGUAAUUUGUGCAGAGAGUAGAAUUUAAGACAGAAUGAAAACGGGAAAGCUUGUUUUGUAAAGGGCAGGAGGGAAGUGGUCCAGCACUCCAUGGCAUCUCUUUACUUGGCCUUCAGAUGGCCCGGGAGGCCUCCACCAGGCACAGGAGGAAAUGAUUUACCUCUUGGGGUCAGGUUGGAAUGAAACGCCCAGCACCAGCAUCAGGUCGGGCAUUGGAAGACAGGAAUGUCAUCUCUGCCCUCAGUGGUGCCAAGCGGUAGAAGACAGAAUUUCCUUCAAGUUGGCAGCUGCAGAACCACGAUAAUCUUGGCUCUUUGGCACCAGGCGCUAGUUACCAAGCUGUGAAAAGAGAACCUCCUCCACUAACCUGCCUAGGUUCCUAGUUAGAAAAUAACACCUGCUUCUCUGCCUCGCUUUGCUGUGUGCUAAGUGUAUAACUGGUUACUUUACAGAAACUUGUGCCUUUGAGACUUUGUACAUUUAAUCACAAAUGAGAAGUUUGCUUCUUUUUAAUUUUUCUACUUUUCCUACCUUUUUUUUAGAGGAAAAAAACCUGUCUUUUUUUUUUUUUCUUUUAGUGUAUCUCCUGGGAGUGGGAGUGGGAACCACAGCAAACUCAUUUUUUAUGCAAUCUAUUUUUUUUUUUUUUUUGGCAUUGAAUUCAGAAAGACAUUUGCUGUCCUUCGCCUGCUCUGUUUCGCUACUUUCUGACCAAGCAAUGCUAACUUUUGUACAGAUCAAUUUGAUAAAAUUUAAAAAAAAAUGCUUUUUAUCUA